This is a messenger RNA of Tupaia belangeri chinensis (Chinese tree shrew), 2894 nucleotides long. It is a transcript of the gene GPR75, whose product is annotated as G protein-coupled receptor 75. The transcript has a single exon. The record is from RefSeq and is a predicted model, not a curated record. Gene Ontology annotation, biological process: G protein-coupled receptor signaling pathway. Bases 42 to 1664 code for a protein of 540 amino acids. Gene Ontology annotation, molecular function: C-C chemokine receptor activity. Gene Ontology annotation, cellular component: plasma membrane. Lineage: Eukaryota; Metazoa; Chordata; Mammalia; Scandentia; Tupaiidae.
UAUAUUUGGAGAACAGAAGGAGGAGACAUUUCUCUCUGAAGAUGAACUCAACAGACCACCUACACAAUGCCCUCAACGCCACCUCGCUGCAUGUGCCUCACUCCCAGGGAGGGAACAGCACCUCUGUCCAGGAGGACCAGCAAGAGCUCAUCCACAUGGCCACCUUAGUGACCUGUACUUUUCUGCUCGCAGUCAUCUUCUGCCUGGGCUCUUAUGGCAACUUCAUCGUCUUCUUGUCCUUCUUUGAUCCAGCCUUCAGGAAGUUCAGAACCAACUUUGAUUUCAUGAUCCUGAACCUGUCCUUCUGUGAUCUCUUCAUUUGUGGGGUGACGGCACCCAUGUUCACCUUCUUGCUGUUCUUCAGCUCAGCCAGCAGCAUACCGGAUGCUUUCUGCUUCACUUUCCAUCUCACCAGUUCAGGCUUCAUCAUCAUGUCCCUCAAGAUGGUGGCAGUGAUUGCCCUGCACCGGCUCCGGAUGGUGUUGGGGAAGCAGCCCAAUCGCAUGGCCUCCUUUUCCUGCACCUUGCUCCUCACUCUGCUUCUCUGGGCCACCAGUUUCACCCUUGCCACCUUGGCUACCCUGAAAACCAGCAAGUCCCACCUCUGUCUUCCCAUGUCCAGUCUGAUGGCUGGGGAAGGGAAAGCCAUUCUUUCUCUCUAUGUGGUUGACUUUACCUUUUGUGUUGCUGUGGUCUCUGUCUCUUACAUCAUGAUUGCUCAGACCUUGCGAAAGAAUGCUCAGGUCAGAAAGUGCCCACCUGUCAUCACGGUCGAUGCUUCUAGACCACAGCCUUUCAUGGGGGUCCCUGUGAAGGCAGAGGGGGAUCCCCUCCAGUGUACCAUGCCGGCUCUAUAUAGGAACCAGAAUUACAACAAACUGCAGCACAUUCAGACCCAUGGGUACACCAAGACUCCUAACCAGCUGCCAACCCCUGCAGCCAGCCGGCUCCAGCUGGUAUCAGCCAUCAACCUCUCCACUGCUAAGGAUUCCAAAGCCGUGCUCACCUGUGUGAUAAUCGUGCUGUCAGUCCUGGUGUGCUGUCUUCCACUGGGGAUCUCCUUGAUGCAGGUGGUUCUGUCCAGCAAUGGGAGCUUCAUCCUUUACCAGUUUGAACUAUUCGGAUUUACCCUUAUAUUUUUCAAGUCAGGAUUAAACCCUUUUAUAUAUUCUCGGAACAGUGCAGGGCUGAGAAGGAAAGUGCUCUGGUGCCUCCAAUACAUAGGCUUGGGAGUUUUCUGCUGUAAACAGAAGACUCGGCUUAGAGCCAUGGGGAAAGGGAACCUCGAAGUCAAUAGAAACAAAUCCUCCCAUCAUGAAACAAACUCUGCCUACAUGUUGUCUCCAAAACCACAGAAGAAAUUUGUGGACCAGGCUUGUGGCCCAAGUCAUUCCAAGGAAAGUGUCAUAAGUCCUAAAAUUUCUGCUGGACAUCAGCACUGUGGCCAGAGCAGCUCGACACCCAUCAACACGCGGAUUGACCCUUACUACAGCAUCUAUAACAGCAGCCCUUCCCAGGAGGACAGCAGCCCUCGGAACUUGCAGCCAGUGAACUCUUUUGGAUUUGCCAAUUCUUACAUUGCCAUGCAUUAUCAUACCACCAAUGAUUUAUUGCAGGAAUAUGACAGCACUUCAGCUAAGCAGAUUCCAGUCCCCUCUGUUUAAAGUCAGAGAAUCUCGUGUAAAUGGUUUUUGUUUCUGAUACUAAAUGAUUUUUUUUUAACUUACUGAGAUCAAGUGGUGGAUCAAAAGUUAAAGAUUCAGCUAAAGAGUUUGCAGUUAGGAUUUCCCUUUGUCUGAAGUAUUAGUACCUAUUGAUUUGCUUUGUAAUUUCUUGAUGUUUUAAGAUACGAUGUAAAAGUUUAUUAUUUAGAUUUUUACCCCCACCCGUGCCCUAGUCUUUUGUACUAAGCCUUUGAAUAGACACCAGGAAUGAAAAUGCUACUAUGUUAAAGUAGAAAAUUAAUUAUGAUAAUUUGAAUCAGUAUUAUGAGUCUUCAAAGUAUAUAUUGGCUGGAUUUUUUAAAAGAAUGUGAAGGUUCAAUCUUUACUGGGUGUUAUUUUUAUUAAUUGAAUUAUAAAAUUUGGUUCUUUGAAGUGCAGAAAUAGGACACAAUACACUUCUCUGGUAGCAGGUUGAUUUGCAUAUAUAAUAUAUUGUUAUAGUAGAAAAUCAGAACUAUGUUACCUAUAGCUCUGACUUUACCAGAAAUACUCACACAGGUUUUGGGUACUUUCCUUUCAUAAGAUGAUGAACAAUUAAGAAUACAGUAUUAUUAUUAUUACUGCCAUUUCUUAUUAUAGACGUUAUUCUGUGUCAGUUGAGUACCUGCAGUUUUUCUUUUAAAAAGAAAGAUUUUUUCAUUGUUAAAAGUGAAAUGUUAUUUCUUGCGAUGAUCUUACCCAAGAGUCCUUGUGAGGAGGACGGCAUCUGCUGGGCUGGUGUGCUGCUCCUAGGAGAGGAGGUGUGAUUGUGGACACGCGGGACGUCGUCCUGAGGGAGACGAUGUGGACUGACACACGAUAGGCGAUCUUUAUUACUGCUUACCAAGACACUGAGAUGAGAUUGGGAGUGUUUUAUUUUCCUUUCGUGGGAGAAGAGUUUAUCAACUGCUCACAGUAUCCGAGUUACCUGUUUAGAAAUAACUUUUGUCUUAUCUAUUAUUAUGGCAGAAAAUUUCUCAAAAUGAACUCAUUUUUAUGUAAAAAUAUUUUCAUUAUACAGUUAGUAUUUGAACUCACUAGGAUUUUAGAACUGUAAGUGCUAGAUACAAGAUGAGCAUUAAAAUACAGAGCCUAUCUUUAUUAACUGUUAUAGUCAAGAAUUAUUACCGAAGUUUGGAUGCUACUUUUUUAUUUUUAUUUAUUUUUUAUUUUAUUUUAUUUUUUAGGUUU